Lecanosticta acicola is the source of this 1500-nucleotide messenger RNA. The record is from the annotation of a GenBank genome assembly. Lineage: Eukaryota; Fungi; Ascomycota; Dothideomycetes; Mycosphaerellales; Mycosphaerellaceae.
AUGGCCAAACUGUCGCCGCCGCUGUGUCUACGCUGCCUCAGGCGGACACUGGAUCCAAUCGAGCGCUCGACGCCCGCCGGUCUCUCCCAUCGCGCCGCCUUUUCCACCUCUCCUUCCCACUCGGUCAACCCGCCCAAGAAAAAGAGCGUUGUCGCCAAACCCAGCACACGACAGGGCCGUACACUGCGGCUGACCAAGAAUACUCGCGCUUCCACAGCGAAACCUCCUGCUGUCGGAGAACGCAAGGCGCAGCGCAAGCGUGUUGUCCUGAGCAACAGCAAUGCGCUCGAGGUAGUCGGAUUGAAAGAUCUCGCGUCCGAGCACACUCGCAGCAGGCAGCUCGAAUUGCACCAAGGCCAAGUGCUUGGUCUUUCAAAUGAGACCGUAGACGCGCUGCGAGCUUUGGAGGCAUUCAAGCCUACUCAAGGAUGGAGUCUGUUUCGGCGACCUGCCACCCUGAUCAGGAAAGAGACGCUUACGCUCGCUGGCGAUUUGGAACAGGCGACAGAACGGGAUGCGACGGGUCUCGCAGCGAGGAAGGACGGCGCGACAGACCAGAAAGAAGGCGAAGCUGUGCAGAGGUUGCCUGUGCGGAAGGUGCUUUUCGGUGAGCGUGGCAGCGGGAAGAGCGUGUUACAGCUGCAAGCUCUAGCAUUGGCCCAUCUCGAGAACUGGGUGGUGGUACAUGUUCCGGAGGCCAAGGACCUCACCAACGCCCACACUUCCUAUCAACCCCUGUUCGGGCCCACAGGGGUAACUUACAUCCAGCCACAUUACACCGCAAAGCUCCUCGAGAACAUUAACAAAGCCAAUCAACCGCUUUUCUCCAAAAUGCGCGUGAGCCAACGACACAACAUCUCAGCACCGCUGCAACCAAACUCAACCCUGGAACAACUGGUCAGCCUGGGCGCCAGGGAUCCGGCGGUAGCUUGGCCCGUGUGGCAAGCACUUUGGAACGAACUUCUCCUACCAUCGAAUAGUUUGUCGAAGGGCGAGGAACGACCUCCUGUCAUGUUCGCCCUGGAUGGCGUUGAUCAUAUCAUGCGGCAUUCGGCAUAUCUCAAUACUGACGCAGUACCCAUCCACGCACAUGAGCUUGCUCUCGUGGAACACUUCGUCUCGAUGCUGGCUGGCAAGAUCGAGUUCCCCAAUGGCGGCAUGUUGCUUGCCGCAACGUCUGAGUCGAAUCGUGCCUCGGCACACACAUUGGAUCAGGCUUUGGCGAACAACUUGGCCAUCCAAGAUGGAACCCAAUCAACCCGCUACUAUGAUCCCUAUGUCGCUCACGACAUACUGGUGCGGCGCGCCAUGCGCUACGUCAGCGUGCAGAAAGUUAGGGGUAUAAGCAAAGACGAAGCAAGGGGCAUCAUGGAGUAUUACGCCAAGUCAGGAAUUCUCAGGAGCACCGUCACGGAUGGUUUGAUCGGCGAGAAGUGGACGUUGGCUGGCGGCGGCAUCGUUGGGCAGAUUGAGAAUGGCACUGUCCGAGCACGUUUCUAG